Molecule: messenger RNA, 1548 nt
Organism: Colletotrichum truncatum
Lineage: Eukaryota; Fungi; Ascomycota; Sordariomycetes; Glomerellales; Glomerellaceae
Product: major facilitator superfamily transporter
Biological process (GO): transmembrane transport
Cellular component (GO): membrane
Molecular function (GO): transmembrane transporter activity
Source: RefSeq, a predicted model, not a curated record
AUGGCUACAACUCGACUAUCAUCUGAUCGCUCCGAUAUAGAGCAGGUUGCCCAAGAAAAGAACUCGGUCUCACACGAUGAGUUCAAGCGAAAUAGCGGCAUGAAUCCUGAAGAUGCUGAGUUCCUUGCCAAUUUCCCGGACGAUAAAAAGAAGAAGGCAGUUAGGAAGGUUGAUUUUCGACUUGUCCCUAUGCUCGUUCUGCUAUACCUGAUGGCCUACCUUGACAAGACCAAUAUCGGCAACGCAAAGAUCGAGGGCCUGCUAGACAGCCUCAACAUGACGGGCGUCGAAUACAACAUUGCUUUGUCUGUCUUCUUCAUCCCCUUUGUCUUGGCUGAAGUGCCAAGCAACAUGGUCCUACACAUGUUCAAAAGACCUUCUCUUUACAUUGGAGGAAUUGUUACAUGUUGGGGCAUUGUCAUGACUUGCAAUGGCGUUGUCCAAAGCUAUGGUGGUCUGAUUGCUGUCAGGAUCUUUCUUGGGCUUUUCGAAGCCGGCUUUCUCCCUGGCGCCAUCCUCAUUAUUUCCAAAUGGUAUCUCCCCAACGAGACACAAACUCGAAUCGCCAUUCUAUACACAUCUGCCGCAUCGGGUGGUGCCUUCUCUGGUCUCCUUGCAUUCGCCAUUGCCAAGAUGCACGGUGUCGGCGGAUAUGAAGGUUGGAGAUGGAUUUUUAUAAUUGAAGGUUUGGCAACAGUCAUCAUCGGCAUCAUGUGUUUCUUCUUCCUAGUUGACUCUCCGUCAUUGUCGAAGUGGCUUGAGCCUGAGGAGAUUCGCUUUCUUGAAUUGCGUCAACAAGCGAGGCGAGUCGUGCGACCUGACGAGUUCCGAGACUCUCAUUUUGAUAAGCAUGCAUUUCUGUCAGUCUUGACUGAUUGGAAGAUAUACCUCUUGAUCUUCGCCAACUGGUCAAACGCCGUGCCCAACUAUGCAAUGAAGUUUACCAUGCCUCAAAUCAUCAAGAAUAUGGGUUACACUUCCGCCACUGCUCAGCUCCUGACAAUCCCCCCAUAUGCCGUCGGCGCAGUGUCCGCGUAUCUCUUCUCCGUCUUUGCCGAUCGUUAUUCUUGGCGUAUGCCUUUCAUCGUUGGGCCGCAAUUGCUAUUGGUUGUUGCCUUUAGCAUUCUCUUCACCAAGAGCGAUGACAUCAAGAACAACAUCGCGCUCAAUUACUUUGCGGUUUGCUUGGCUUGUUUUGGCAUGUACCCAAUUCUCCCCGGAGUCAACGCCUGGAACGUAGCAAAUACACCGAGUCCCACAAAGCGAGCUAUCAGUAUCGGCUUCCUCGUCUGCGUUGGCAAUAUUGGUGGGCUUAUUGGCAGCUAUAUUUACUUGGACAAGGAGGCGCCGAGGUAUCCAACUGGCUUUGGUACUUCGUUCGGGUUUGCCUCUGCUGGAAUCAUCGCUGCCAUUAGUCUGGAAAUCUUGUUGCAUAGGCGUAAUAAGAAGAAGGAACUACUGAGCGAGGAUGAAGUUAGACAGAGGUAUUCGGAUGAGGAGCUUGACCGCAUGGGGGAGAAGAGUCCUCUAUUCAAGUAUGCUCUAUAG